Molecule: messenger RNA, 7092 nt
Organism: Aspergillus eucalypticola CBS 122712
Lineage: Eukaryota; Fungi; Ascomycota; Eurotiomycetes; Eurotiales; Aspergillaceae
Product: type I polyketide synthase
Exons: 17
Coding region: 1-7092 (2363 amino acids)
Biological process (GO): secondary metabolite biosynthetic process; fatty acid biosynthetic process
Molecular function (GO): oxidoreductase activity; phosphopantetheine binding; fatty acid synthase activity
Source: RefSeq, a predicted model, not a curated record
AUGGCUGAACCAAUCGCUAUCGUAGGCAUGGCUUGUCGCCUGCCUGGAGAAAACUUCUCGCCCUCACAGUUCUGGGAGUUCCUCAAGCGCGGUGGCCUUGCCUCUAGUGAAGUCCCCGAGUCUCGGUUCAGCAUUGAUGCUCAUUACGAUGAGACUCGAAAAUCUCACUCAAUGAGGACUCCCGGUGGCAAGUUCCUUGAGAAGGUUGACCUGCGCGACUUCGAUGCCGGCUUCUUCAAUAUCUCCCCCGGUGAGGCGACGGCCAUGGACCCCCAGCAGCGCUUGCUGCUGGAAGUGGUUUACGAGUCACUGGAGAAUUCCGGUAUUCCUCUUAGUGCAGUGAACGGGGCCCAGGUGGGUUGCUUCGUUGGUUCAUUCCUCUCCGACUACGACUACAUACACGCCCGGGACCCCGAUAACCGGCCUAAUUUCAUCUUGACGGGAAUUGGCCGUGCAAUAUUGAGUAACCGUAUCAGCCAUGUCCUGAACCUCAAGGGACCCAGUAUGACAAUCGACACUGGCUGUUCGGGAAGUUUGGUCGGCGUCGACGUGGCAUGCCGAUAUCUGAGUGCUGGGGACGUGGAUUCUGCCAUUGUUGCAGCAUGUAAUCUGUUCUUCAGCCCAGAACACACCACAGACCCCAGUUCAACGGGUGCGAUCUACACCGGGACCGGACAGUGCCACACGUUCGAUGCGAAAGCCGAUGGAUAUGCCAAGGCAGAGGGAGUGGGGUCGGUAGUCCUGAAGCGUCUCAGCGAUGCCAUCCGUGACCGCGAUCCCAUCCGCGGCGUCAUUCGGGGAUGGGCGGUCAACAGUGAUGGCCAAACUGCAGGCAUCUCCACUCCGGAUGCUGUGGCGCAAGCCGCUUGUAUCCGUGCAGCGUAUGAAAAGGCUGGUAUCGAAGAUCGCAGUCUAACACCUUAUGUCGAAUUUCACGGCACCGGUACCAAGGCAAGCGACUUGACAGAAGUGGAAGGCAUCAACCUGGCCUUUGAACCCGCGCAGAACCGUGAUAAACCCCUUAUGAUCAGCUCCGUCAAAAGUAAUAUUGGACACGGUGAAGCAGUCGCCGGUCUCAACGGUCUCCUCAAGGCCAUUUUGACGGUCGAGAAUGGCCUCAUUCCGGGCAAUCCGACAUUUAUGGAACCGAGCCCACUGAUCGACUUCGACAAACUGAAUCUACAUGUCAGCAACAGAGCCACCCCUUGGCCGCAGAAUGCUCUGCGGCGUGCCAGCGUUAAUUCGUUUGGCUAUGGAGGCACCAACUGCCAUAUUGUACUGGACGGGGCCAAUAUGUGGAUGGAUCCUUCGGGCCCAUUUCAUAAAUCAUCUUACAACUCAAAAAUGGGGGGGAUCAUGCUGGAGGACGACGAUGAUGACGAGCAAGAAAUAGAGUUCAAGCGACCCUUUCUGCUCGUGCAAUCGGCUAGCGACGAAUACUCCUUGAAGAAUAACUGCAAGGAGCUGACCCGACACUUUUCCAAAAUCAAUGUCAAGGCCGAGCUCCGGGACGUGGCUUAUACGCUGUCGGAGCGACGGAGCCACCACUUGCACAGAGCGUUUGCCAUUGCUGAUCGGUUGCCGAUCAACGAGAGCGACUUUAUGCAUGGCAAGGUCGAUGUGCAGGUGCCCCGAAUUUGCUUUAUAUUCACUGGACAAGGAAGCCAGUGGCCACAGAUGGGCAAGGAAGUCAUUCAGGCAUUCCCUGUUGCCGCUGACACGAUUAAGGAACUGGAUGCGGUCCUGCAAACAAUUCCGGAGGCCCCCUCUUGGAAGCUCUGGGACGAACUCACCGAGUCACGAGAUAGCAGCCAUAUCCGUCAACCGGAGCUAUCGCAGCCAUUAGUGACCGCUCUUCAGCUGGCGCUGGUCGACCUGUUCCACAGCAGUGGGAUAAGCCCUCAGGGGGUUGUGGGCCAUUCCUCGGGAGAAAUUGCGGCAGCCUACGCGGCCGGCUACGUAUCUAAAGCCGACGCCAUUAAGAUUGCCUUCUACCGCGGAUAUGCUGCCAAGGUACACCCGAUGAAGUCAGUCGGGAUGAUGGCAGUGGGACUGGGUCCCGACGCAGUGCGGCCAUACAUUGAGAAGCAUCAGGAGCUGGUCCAGAUUGCGUGCAUCAACAGCCCUCAAAGCGUCACACUAUCCGGGUCCACCGACGGGUUGGAGGCUGUGAUGGAGCCUCUGACGGCAGAUGGUCACUUUGCGCGCCUGCUACAGGUUGAUCUUGCCUAUCAUUCGCGCUUUAUGGCAGAGAUUGGCGAUUCCUACUACUCCCUCCUGCAGUCCAAUAUCGCGUCCGGGGAAGCUGGGACCAAUACUACCACGAUGUUCUCCUCAGUGACGGGAGCACGCAUGCAGGCCAUCCCCAACGCACGCUACUGGCAGCAGAACAUGGUGUCCCCAGUCCUCUUCUCCAGCGCCGUGCAACAGAUGGUGAAUGCCCAUCAGGGUCCCAAUCUCGUCAUUGAGGUUGGUCCCAGCGCCACGCUAGCGGGGCCGAUCAAGCAGAUCACCGAGAGCGUGACCCAGACUGGAAUCAGCAUAAAAUACGCUGGUCUGCUCAGUCGGAAAGAGGGCACGCUGCCACUCUUCCGGACAGUAGGCGAUCUGUACAACUCAGGCGUGUCCAUUCAACUGGAUUCGUUCAACCGGACGCGUGACGACGAGGCCAUCAGACCGGCGGUGCUUGUGGAUUUGCCCAACUACUCCUGGAAUCACACCACCAAGUAUUGGUAUGAAACCCGGCCCAGUCGCGACUGGCGAUUCCGCCGCUUCAGACAUCACGACUUGUUGGGGAGCAAGAUCCUUGGGACAUCGUGGCAGUCGCCAUCAUGGUCCAAGAUCCUGCAUCUCCGUGAACAUCCCUGGUUGAAUGAUCACAAGAUUGGCAAGGAUAUCGUGUUCCCGGCGGCCGGGUAUGUCUCUAUGGCCAUGGAGGCUUUGUUUCAGGCCAAAGUGGCCACCGAGGCAAUUCAGACGCAAGACCGGCAACAGUUGCAGUACCAGAUCCGGGACCUACGUUUGACCAAGGCCAUGGUUUUAGAUGAAAACAUACCCGCAGAGAUCCAGCUCACAUUGGACUCGCAUGUUUCUCCCAGUAGCCCUUGGUCCCGUUUCAAGAUUUCCGCAUUGAAGGAUAGCAUUGCGGACGUUAAUUGCUCCGGUCUGAUUCGCUUGGAUCAGACUGCUCCAGGUAGGGCUGUUCCCCGCCGCCCCACAAACCCCCGACUUCCGGGUGUAUCACCUCCGGAUCUAACGAUGGGAGGCGCCCAGACCCAAGGGACCUUGUGGUAUUCUAGUUUGGCGGAUGUGGGCCAGGACUACGGGCCGGCGUUCCAACGCAUUCAGGGGGUGAAGUCCCUGCCUGGGGUUCGGCGGACAGUGUCAGAAGUGCUCAUCCGGGACCCGUCGCAGGAGAAGGGCCAGUCGCCUUAUCCCUUGCAUCCUGCCCCCAUGGACGCAAUCUUGCAAUGCAUCCUGACCGUCGUCUGGCAAGGGGACCGCUCCGCGAUUCCGGGACCCGUGGUCCCCGUGGCAUUCGACAACAUCACGAUCUUUCCCAUGGCCGGGUCCUCGCCAACUGCUACUUGUUUGGCUACCGCAGGUUACAAGGGUCACGGGCGACCUACGGAUCCCCAUAGCCUCAAGUCCCAUGCCAGCCUGUACGAUUCCCAAAACGGCGCGUUACUGGCGUCAGUCGAAGGCAUGGUCGUUCAGCAGCUGAGUAGCACUGGGCCUGACCGGGUGGAUACGUCUGCUGUAGCACCGGCGCCGGCUUGGAGCCUUGGGGGGCCCACCACGGACAUCCGGAUCGAGGAGGUGCAGGAUGUGAUCGACCUCAUCCUGCACAAGACUCCCUUUUUGAAUGUAGUCGAGAUCAACCUUACCCGGGCGUCGACUAGCCUCUGGCUUGGCGGUGCACAACUUAAGCAGAACCGCAAUUUCCGAGAUUAUCGCUUCCUGCUGGCCGAUCCUGAUGCGGCCAACGAGGCCCGCGAGCAGCUGGCGGACCGAGGAGUGCGCAUCGGAUACCUUGACCCGGCCAGCCCCAAGCUGGGAACGGUCUCAGGCGAAAUUGACCUGCUAAUCGUCCACUACCAAACAGAUACCCAGCUCCAGGCAUUGCAGAGCCUGAUCCCCGAGGCCCUGAAACUGCUCGCCCCAGCCACUGGAACCGUUCUCCCAGUACGAAAACUGACCCCCCAUGCGCUGACCAAUGGGACUACUCCCACGAAGCCUUCAGAGGUCAUUGACCAGCUGCUCCAGGCAGACAGCUACAUCAAGGUCUUGACUGCUGAGGAUCCAACCGGUUAUGCCGCCCUGUGGCGAGGGCCCAAUUUGACUCCAAUUCCGGUAGAGAAGCGCACUGUUGCCAUUGCGCGCUUCCGAGCGGACGCCCUUCCGUUUGGAUCCUUGGCCAAGGCCCUUGGUCGGUACAACUACGACUUCCAGGAACACUUCUAUCCGUUCACCAAAAUCCCGUCGGACGCGAUGGUCCUGGUUGUUGAUGAAAUCCAAUCGCCAAUGUUCGCUGAGGCAACAUCUAAAAUCUGGAACGGUUUCAAAAUACUCUUGGAGAAGCACUGCCGCAUGGUUUGGGUGACCCGAGGCGCUAUGAUCCAGGUCAGCAAUCCGAACAACGCGGUCAGCCAUGGUGUGAUCCGUACUGCUCGUCUGGAGGACCCCUCCCAAGCUAUUAUCACCCUUGAUAUCGAAGGAGACGUAGCUUCGGCCACAGGGUGUGCGUCUAUCGCGCAGAUGCUCUUUCACGUGGAGCAUCUGGAACGUGGCAAGGCGGCCGAUUCGGAUUUUGCCGAGCACGGUGGACUGCUUCAUAUUAGUCGGCUGGAAAAGCAAUCCGCUGUUGCGGGCUUCCAUGAGCCACUGGGCUCCUCCCAGCCACUGACCGAGCUGAAGAUGCACGAGUCUAACUCCAUCGUCCGCCUGCAGACUGGGACCGCGGGGUCUGUCGAGUCCCUACGUUACGUACAGCUGCCCUCCGAUCAAUCGGAGUUACCAGAGGAUAAGGUCGAAGUGGAGUUAUACGCCUCGGGACUGAACUUCAAGGAUAUCGCCAUCUCCAUGGACCUGGUCGAUGAGGAUGAGCACAUGCUCGGCAGUGAGGGUGCAGGAAUUGUUCGCCGGGUUGGCCGCCAUGUCUCGGGUUUCCGAUGCGGAGAUCGAGUCGCGGUGAUCACGCAGGGCUGUCUCGCCAAUCGUAUCCAGGCAUGCCCGGCCAACGUCAUCCGGAUCCCCGAUAGUAUGUCAAUGGAGGCAGCCGCUUCAAUCCCCGUCGCCUACUGCACGGCGGUGUUGUCCCUCUUUCAUCUAGCCAGUCUCAAGAAAGCCCAGUCGGUAUUAAUCCAUUCCGCCACUGGUGGUGUUGGGUACGCGUGUAUUCAACUGGCGAAGUAUGUGGGUGCCGAGGUUUUUGCGACUGCUGGCUCCGACGAAAAAAGAGACUAUCUGCAUAAGACCCAUGGUAUCCCAAAGAGUCAUAUAUUUUCCUCCCGAGACUCCUCGUUUUCUUCUGGCAUUAUGAAUGUCACAAAUGGCAAGGGAGUCGAUGUUGUGGUCAACACACUGAUGGGGGAGAUGCUGGAACAUUCCUGGCGUAUCUGCGCCCGAAAUGGUGUCCUCGUCGAACUUGGCAAGGCCGACAUCCGGUCUAGAGGUUAUUUGUCUCUCGAGCCUUUCGACCGCGGCUGUUCCUUCCGAGCCUUGGAUCUUACCCUGGUCUUGGGUGAACCUGAGAGAAUCAGCAGGGUCCUACGAGAAGUCUUCCAGCUCAUCGAGGCCGGUCAUGUGCCCCCGGUGGAGGAGCGGACGGCGCACGCGUAUGACAAGAUCAAAGAUGUCUUCGCACAGAUGCGGUCUGCCCGACAUCUGGGAAAGCUGAUUCUAAGUAAUGGUGAAGGACAGGACUACUCCGUUCCCGUACAGACAACCCUUCAGCAACCGGCCAUUCGAACCAAUGCCUCCUAUCUCAUUGUCGGAGGCCUGCGCGGAGUCUGUGGUCGCUUCGCCAUCUCCCUGGCUCAGUGGGGGGCCCGUAAUUUGGUGGUCAUGUCGCGCUCCGGCUUAGGCGAUGACAAGUCCCAGACCAUCAUCGAGGCUUGUCGUCGCUUAGGCUGUGCCAUCGAAGACAUCCGCGGCAACGUCCUGUCGCCAACCGAUGUUGGUCAUGUCUUCGACACAGCACGGCUUCCCAUCGCUGGCGUGAUUCAAGGUGUCAUGAGUCUGAAUGAUAAACCUUUGGAAACAAUGACACUGGAAGAGUUCCAGGGCACUUUGUCAGGCAAGGUCCAUGGAACGUGGAACAUUCAUAAUGCUGCAAUUGAGCGCGGGCUAUCUCUGGACUUCUUCAGCAUGCUGUCCUCCAUUCUGAGUGUUCUGGGACAUGCUGGGCAGGCCAACUAUGUUGCCGGCAAUCUCUUCCUGGACGCCUUUGCCAUGUACCGCCACUGCAAGGGCUUUCCGGCGCACAGUAUCAAUCUCAGUGCCGUCGAGGAUAUCGGAUACAUCGCUGAAAACCAAGGUAACUGGCAACGCCAUCUUCCAUUGAACGAUAUUACGUUGAUUCGCGAGAAGCACCUCGAGUGCAUCCUUCGCGACUCCCUUCUUCAACAGAUGGAUCCCAGUCAGAAGCGCCCUGGACUCACCCAGCUUGUGGUCGGGGUGCGCGAACAAAUCAGUCCCGACUCCCAAUAUGCCCGAGAUAACCGAUUCCUCCCUCUCAUCGCGCAUGGAGACGGUGGGGAUCUCGCGGCCGGCCAAAGUGGAAGCAGUGGAGAGUUAGCUAAUUUCAUCGAUGUGGCCAACUCGGCUAGUGACCGAGCCACUGUGGUCAGUCACGCGGUCCAACUUUUCAAUGUCCAGUUGACCAAGUUUCUGCAUUUGGCCGAGCCCAUGGAACCGGCGAAGCCUUUGGGGGCAUACGGUUUGGACUCUCUGACUGCGCUGGAAUUCCGGAACUGGCUGCGUGACACUUUGACGGUUGAAAUGUCCACCCUUGAUAUCGCUGGUGCGGGGUCCCUCUACGCCUUGUCCGAAAGGUUCGUGUCUAAGUUCCUGGUCCCGAGUGAGAAGUAA